Molecule: messenger RNA, 3448 nt
Organism: Pteronotus mesoamericanus
Lineage: Eukaryota; Metazoa; Chordata; Mammalia; Chiroptera; Mormoopidae
Gene: CUNH1orf21
Product: chromosome unknown C1orf21 homolog
Exons: 6
Coding region: 442-807 (121 amino acids)
Source: RefSeq, a predicted model, not a curated record
UGCCCACUCCGGGGGGGACGUUCCUUGCCGCGGCUGCCGCGGCCACCGCUUCUUUCACACUUUAGUUGGGAGCCGCGCGCCGCGCUCAGUUACUGGCGAGCUGGCCGCGCGCCGCCGCCUCCCGCCUGCACGCACGCGGGCCCGGCUUCGGGGUUUUCGGCUUUUACUCCCCGCCGCGGGGAGGAGGGGGAGCCCCGGACACACGGUGGUUACGAGGAGGAAGAGGAGGAGGCGGGAGGAAGAAACCAGGCGCGGAGAAAAGGGGCGGGGGGCGGGAGGCUGGCCACCUUCAGCCCCCCCCCGCGAGCGCCCAAGGUGCGCGCAUCUUGACCGACUCAGCAGGAAGGUUGAUUUUCUUCGUGUUUAAAGAAGAGAAAAAUGUCCCUGUGUCUGUAGAGAUGAUUUGCAGUUCAGCCCGGCUGAAGCUGAGCGAAUGAGACUAUGGGCUGUGCCUCCGCCAAGCAUGUUGCCACUGUUCAAAAUGAAGAGGAAGCCCAGAAGGGGAAAAACUACCAGAACGGAGAUGUGUUUGGCGAUGAGUAUAGGAUCAAACCGGUGGAAGAGGUCAAAUACAUGAAAAAUGGGGCAGAAGAAGAGCAGAAAAUAGCAGCCAGGAACCAAGAAAACUUGGAAAAAAGUGCCAGUUCAAAUGCAAGACUUAAAACCAAUAAAGAGAUUCCAGGAUUAGUUCAUCAACCCAGAGCAAACAUGCACAUCUCUGAGAGCCAACAGGAAUUCUUCAGAAUGCUGGAUGAAAAAAUCGAAAAGGGUCGAGAUUACUGUUCGGAAGAAGAGGAUAUCACAUAGCACCAACCUAACACUCAAACCAGGAGCUACUACUGUGUAAAUAGGUGACACCCCAGUUGAAAUCUUUGCAAAGGUCGGUCCUCUCCAAGGAACAGCACUAUAGCAAGAGAAGAUCGUUCCAUAUCGUAUGCCCCAUUAAAUUACAGUGUUUAAUUUACUUGCAGAGGAACUUGCAGAGGAAUAUUGCUAAAAACAAACAAACAAAAAAAAACUGUUAUCGAACUCUCUUUGUUGCUGCUAGGUAAAACUUGUUGCAACUUCUCACUCCUCUUGUGUCCAGGUAUGCAGCAAAAUUCUGCGACUUUACCCGAAAGAUACUGUUGGUUUUCCAGAGGCCCUCCAACCUAUUUUCUAUAAGAUGAGGUAGUGGUGAACUCAGAUAUCAAACUUCUAUUCUAGACCGGUCCGCUUCUCAGCAUCUCCUUCCCUCCCUCCCUCCUCCCUGCCUCUCCCGAGAGGUCCAGAGCCUUGCUUCUCACAGGCGAGGUUGCGCUUGGGGGAUGGGAUGGUUGCUAUGGCAAGCCUUGUCUUCUCUACUAAGAAGAAGUAGAGAGACUCUUACCGAUUUAAAGCUUGUGGUGACCUGACUCCUGGGAAUGACCCAGGAGCGAGCAGCAGGUUGUUUCACUUACUAGGUAUCUACUCAAGGAUUAAGCUUGCGACAUUGGCUUUGCUCAGAUGCAGACGGAAGUGUGAUCACAAUCAUUUUGAAUCCCUCUUCCCCACUUUUUUUUUCUAAGAAAAUAAACAUUUUACUGUUUUUAUGUAUCCUUGUCUUCUCCCAUUCAUCCAGUUCAGUGCUUUCCUUUGAUCCUGGGUGUGGAAGAUGAGCCCUCCUUUGCAAUGACAGCGAUAAUGGCUCUCUACCCUCCCAUUAAUAUUCUACCGAGCAUUAGCUGGGCAGCAAGUGGUCCCAGGACAUGAGGGGACAUCCCACGGCUUCUUAGGAGGACCCGAAACCACCCCGUUAGCUUCAUUUUUGUUAGCGAACCAACCAUCCUGUUUCCUCAUUCUCUCCCUUCAGUGGCCGAGGAGCCCUGUCACUUCCGUGUCCUCUCCCUUGCAGCCCUGCCUCGCACAGUGAGGAACGUUCGCCCAGCUGAGAACGGGGCGCGCGCGCACUCUGGUGACGAUGUUUGGAGAUGCGAGACCUGAAGCCCCAGGGCAGGCCUGGGGACUGGUAACUGUGGGUUUGGUAGAGUUUAUUUUUCCAUAUUUUAUGAAGAGAAUGAUCUCUUCCCAAAGACAGAAGUAAUAUUUUUAACAAAUGUUGUCACAAGUCAACAGCCAUCAAAAGGAGAAAAUAACUUUUGUAUUUUUUUAACGCGUUUGAUAGCUUCGACGAGGGUUGUCUUUGUUACUUCCUGGGGAGGGCGCCCUGUCCAGUGCUGCGCCAGCCGUCCAGCUGUGGGCUCGUCCCCCAAAAACGCAGGAGAAGCCCCACCUGGUUCUCUCUCGGGGGGGUCGUGAGUGUGCCCGGCCUCGCCAUCGGCCGCACAGCCACCCUCUGGCGUGGCGUGGUUGGUAUAUGCCGGGUAGUCAAGAGAUCACCUGCCACAGAAUAGAAUAAGAAGCUAAAUUGGUUCUUGCUGAGAAGAUGAGCCCGGACUUUAAAAUCUAGCCAUGUAACUGACGUCACCAUUGAUGAGCUAAUGGUGAGACUCCUCACCUCCUGUUAGACCCAGGGCGCAAAAGGGGAAGGACGGAAACUCAGUCAAGAGCUAUAGAAAAUGGACUCAAAUGUUAGCAACAAAAGCCCUUCAUUCUUCCAGCCAGCAGCAGCUAUUUUGGGGAGCAGCUGUGGUUGUUACAUAAAUAGAGAAGCAGCCAAAAUUUAAGGCUUUUUAUCCUGCUUCAAGCAGAAAAAUGCAGGGAGAGUCGAGUCGCCUAGGGUUUGAAGCUCCCUCCCGUUGUUUGGUUUUGGCCAAGUAACUAAAAUAGUUUUCCUCAACUGUAAACGAACUGCGGAGCCCCACCUCAGACGUGUCCACUGAGGACUUUGUUCACUGCUAUGCGGAUGCCCUUGUCCCUGGGAUUUCUUGUUCUCAUGAAGCAAAUGCUGUCUUCCACGUGACCCCUCCACCGUCUCAAGUAGUGUCUUCCCAGAAAAUCACCGCCUUCUGCCCGAAGAUGAAAUGUGCUCAUAUCAUUUUCCUUACAGUCAUGUUUAAUGUUUGGACAUGACACACGUGUACACAACACCACGUGUUUCUUGGGAACCGGACUUUUGAGUGUCUCGUAAAACCAGAAACUGGUUCCCGUGAAACAGUGACUUUUCACCUGGAGUCCCGGUUCCAGUUCCAACACUGGAAACCUCUUUGAAGUCCAAAAGUGAUUUAUCUGCAGACGUAUUUGGUACAUCUAGAAACAGAUCUGAGGACUUGGGCGGUUGAGCAGGUUGGCAUGAAAUGCUUGAUGAUGUGAGAGCAACACUCAAAACUGUCUGUUUUCCAUUUGUUGGUUUUUAAUCAUAAAAUUAUCAAGUGAUUUGUGUUUGUACAUUAUUUGUUAUGCCUUCUGAAAGGGUCUAAAGCAAAACUGUUUUGACUUUUUUUCCCCUGCGUAUCUGAACGGUAAGCAGAUUGGCUCAGAUACAAUGAAAAGAAUAAUCCAGAAGCUUCUACUGGCUGUGAUCUCUGAU